Cladophialophora immunda is the source of this 2184-nucleotide messenger RNA. RefSeq lists its product as uncharacterized. The record is from RefSeq and is a predicted model, not a curated record. NCBI's taxonomy places the organism in Eukaryota, Fungi, Ascomycota, Eurotiomycetes, Chaetothyriales, Herpotrichiellaceae. The transcript has a single exon. The coding region runs from base 1 to 2184 and encodes 727 amino acids.
AUGGUGGGUGGGACAUACUCGAGCUUCAGCGCGACCGGCAACUGGGGGCAAGGCACAGACAGUGAGCAAGAUGACUGGCCGAAGGGCAAUGGCGCUGGUCACCGCGGAGCAAGAACACCUGUGAAACGCCGCAUCCUGGCCAGCUCUACGGGUCUGCCUCCUUAUGUCACCUCGUACCUCCGUGACGCCAUGAAGAGACGCGAGGCGACCACCAAGGUUCUCAGACGCAGACAGUUUGGAAACUCAACCCCAGUCAAUAAGCCUACGGCUCGCGGUAGUGGUCGUAGUUCUGGCAAGCCUCAAACCUUGAAGUCCGCCACCAGCAACAAAUACCACAAGGCAGUCUUUCCUGGCAUGAGAGUUCCGGUCCAUAUGCGCAAGGGUGACAAGGGAGCCCACGACGGAUACCGACCCAAUAGUGGUGUCACCCAGCCUAACCGACAUGAAUUUGUCCCUGUUAUGUCGGUCCAAUGCCCUAUGCCUGGUGGUACAGCAGUCACCAUGAGUACCGAUCCGGUGCAGAAGGUCACCUGGGGCCCAAUCACUAGGAUUGAGGCGAGCAGGGAAGCACGAGAGUUGCUCAACCUUUGGCUCGAGGCCGUGAGUGAUGUAAAGAAAACAAAGGAGAAAGGCAAAGAGGAGGACGAGAGCGAUGAGAGCGAUGAGGAUGAAACAGACAAGCCUAUGAAGACAAAGAAAGUCAAGAAUGGUGAUAACGCAGCCUCAGUUGUGGCCGGCUUCAAAGCUGAUGGAUGGUCGGGUCACAAGGACCGGCAGAACAUGUCCGUCAACGACGACCUCACACCAGCAACCACGUCUCAAGCGGACACUGAAGCAACCACGGACACCAACCCUCCAUGUCGCUUCCUAAAACCCCCACCACCAACACCGCCCGACACCAUCUUCCACAAGACACACUCAGUAGCAGCAGCCCUUUCGAUGCCCACUCUCCCAACACUCCACCGUAUCUCUGACCCGCAGCUGGUCGAACAGUAUCGACUUCAGCAUGCCAUGGACCCAGAAGCCUUCGAAAAAGAAACCCGAGCCAUCAAGAAAGGGCUUGUGGGUGCAAAGGUUGCGAGAGGAGGGAAACCGAGACUGUUGAAGAAUGAAUAUACUGUUGAGUUAGCGAGUCGUGAGGACGCCGAGACUGCAGAGAGAUGGGCCAAAGACCAGGGGAGAACCUUCGGAAUUUCAGAUAUGAGAAGCAGGGCGAAUAGUAUGCUGACCGCAAGUGACGCAGCGUCUGCAUCUGGGGAGCUGGCUUUGAAGAUUAGAUCCGGGGAAAUGGCGACUGCAGCGAAGGAGUGCGAGGAACCAGACAAGACAGAGGACGCAUCGGAACUACAAUUUCCAAGCCUUCCACAAGCCGAGAACACCGGCGCAGCUCCAGAUCAGGCGGACGAGACCUGCUCGGCAGAGCCAAAGCACAAGCAAACCACAUCCUCAGCCUCGACCACGACUGCCGCCUAUACACUGCUGAAUCCCAAGCCAACGCUACGCAAAAUCAAAUCUCAACUAUCACGCCUCGACCUCUCGGCGCAUGUGAGCAAGAUUACUACAUACGGCAACGUGCGUCACCAGCACUCUGUCAAGCGAGAGGCGGAUGAUCAUGGCGAGAAACGCACGGUAAAGACAUGGAUCGAGAUAACCGAAGUUUAUGAAGUACCAACCUCAAAAUCACUUACAUUCAAGGAUGUGGCUGCAGCGGUCGAAGAGGAAGAAGAAGCGGAAGGGUGCGAUAGCGAUGGAGACGGUUGGGAAGGUGAGAGUGACGAGGGAUGGAGCGAGGAUAGUGACGAGAGCGAUGAUGACACUGCAAAGGAGAAGGGGAAGCGGAAGCCGGUGAAGAAGAACCAAAAGACAAAAUCCAAGUCCAAGGGCAAAGCCAAACGAUCGACUGCCCUGGAGAGUGACGAGGAAGGGUACAACUCAGACUCCGGUUCCGCGUCCUCUUCAUCCUCGACCACCUCCGAAUCCGACGGUGCAUCCGACCGCGUUGGCGUGCAUGCAUCAGUCAAACGCCACUACGACCGCAAUGAGACAGAAGCUGAAGCACUUUUCCGUUCCCUCUCGAGGUUUGGAGAGGUCAGCGCCGAGAGUAUUGCGCAGGUGAGCAGCGACCUGAGAGCGUUGAUGGCCGGUCUGAGGAUGGAUGGGAAGUUGGACACGCACCAGGCUUGA